AUGCCAGCCAAACUCAAAUACAAGCUCUCACAAGAGCAAAUUGAUCACUUCAUGAAAUAUGGGUACGUGCGUCUACCAGACUGUUUCUCUCGGGAAAAAGCAGCCGAAUGGGCAGGCGAUGUGUGGACUAGACUUGGUGUAUCACCAACGAACAAGUCAACAUGGACAACCGAAAUUACCCACAUGGGAGACACCAAGGAAGAGGCGGUCAGUACCUUCUCCCCUAAGGCCUGGGCAGCCAUCUGCGAGCUUCUCGGGGGCGAAGACCGUGUAGCCCCGGAAUCGGCUACUUGGAACGACGCAUUGAUCGUCAAUCUCGGCUCACCCGAGUCCGAGGGUACAUGGCCCCAUCCUGCUGAUCUGCCCGGGUGGCAUGUUGAUGGCGAUUUCUUUACCCAUUUUCUUGAUUCGCCUGAGCAGGCCCUGCUCGUUAUACCCCUGUUUACCGAUAUCCAAGAUCGUGCAGGUGGCACUAUGGUCUGCCCUGAGGCGAUGAAAUAUGUUGCCCAACAUCUGUACAAGCAUCCUGAGGGGGUGACACCAUAUAUGUAUCCCCGUGGCCAAGAGCCCGUUGGGGAUCCCACGGAGACUCCGUUUUACUCGGAUAUUGUUAAGAAUUGCAACGAUUUCCACCAGAUGACUGGGAAAGUGGGCGAUGUGGUUCUUCUCCAUCCUCUGAUGUGUCACUCGAUUUCUGUCAACAGCUUGAGACAUCCACGAGUUAUCACCAAUCCACCAGUGGCGUUGAAGCAGCCCUUCAAGUUUGACAGGGAUGAUCCAUCCAAAUACAGUCUCGUUGAGAAGAAGACGCUAGAGAUGCUUGGCAAAGACAGACUGUCCGGCUGGAAAAUCAAGGGGAGGCGAGAGUUUGUUGUUCCGGAGAGGCUGAAGGAUACAAGCGGAUCGAGUGAGAGCUAG
Penicillium expansum is the source of this 918-nucleotide messenger RNA. RefSeq lists its product as uncharacterized. The transcript has 2 exons. Bases 1 to 918 code for a protein of 305 amino acids. NCBI's taxonomy places the organism in Eukaryota, Fungi, Ascomycota, Eurotiomycetes, Eurotiales, Aspergillaceae. The record is from RefSeq and is a predicted model, not a curated record.